AAUAAAAAAGAAAAAAAAAAGAUAUGACUAAAACUGUACAAGCGCCACUACCUAAAGUAUUGACUAUUGCUGGUAGUGACAGUGGAGGUGGUGCUGGUAUCCAAGCAGAUAUCAAGACAUUAACUUCACUUCACGUCUAUGCAACUUCAGUCGUUACCUCUUUGACUUCACAAAAUACAUUGGGUGUGGAUGAUAUCCAUGAUGUGCCUGCUGAAUUUGUUCAGAAACAAAUCAUAUCUGUAUUAAAGGACAUUGGCUCGGAUGCUAUCAAGAUUGGUAUGCUUUCUUCUUCUGCCAUCAUCAAAUCUGUCGCAGACACACUCAAGGAGUUUCCUCAAUAUGCGCGUCAGAUUGUUGUGGAUCCAGUGAUGAUAUCUACCAGUGGAUCUCGUCUGUUAGCUGUAGAUGCUCUUCAUACACUUGUGAAGGAAUUAUUCCCUAUCAGUUAUGUGCUAACACCUAAUGUACCUGAGGCAGAACUCUUGCUUGAUCUUGCACCAGGAUCCAUUAAGUGUUUAAAAGACAUGAGAGAUGCUGCUCAGCAAUUAACUCUAUUCGGUCCCAAGUUUGUAUUACUAAAAGGAGGACAUUUACCACUCUCCAAAGACGGUAAAGAACAAGUGGUGGAUGUGUUGUAUGAUGGCAAAAAAACAAUGUGGUAUGAAAUCAUCAAUGAUUAUGUCGAUACAAAAAACACGCAUGGUACUGGGUGUACACUCUCUGCUGCUUUGGCUGGUGAGUUGGCUAAAGGCGAGAAUGUGUUAAAUGCCUGUAAGAAUGCUAUUCACUAUGUAAAGACAGCCAUUGCUCAGUCUUUGGUGGGUAUUGGUAAUGGUAAUGGUCCCAUUAACCAUUUUCAUCCUUUGAGAUGGUCUCCUUAUCAAGGAAAAACCUUUAUCCAGGCUGUUAAAGAAUCACUGCCCACAGGUUUAUGGUCUGAUUUUAUUGAUCACCCCUUUGUUCGUGGUAUUGCUGAUGGUACUUUACCCACUGAAUCUUUCACCUAUUAUCUCAAACAAGAUUAUCUCUAUUUACAGCAUUACGCCAGAGCUGCAGCAUUAGCCGCCUACAAAUCCGACACAAUGAACACCGUUGGUGCCAAUGCUUCUAUUGUACUUCAUAUCACCAAGGAGUCACAACUUCAUUUAGAGUAUUGUGCUCGAUGGGGUAUUACAAAAGAAGAUGUCCUAAGCACACCUGAAAGUGUUUUCAAUUCUGCUUAUAGUCGAUAUGUACUCGAUAAGGGCCAAUCAGGCGAUCUGCUUGAUUUGAAGAUCUCUAUGGCACCUUGCUUGCUUGGUUAUGGUGAAAUUGGGCUCAAGUUGUUUAAUGAUCCUGCUACCAAAAGAGACGGCAACCCUUAUUGGGAUUGGAUUUGUCAAUAUGCUGCUGAUGACUUUCAAGAGGCUGUUCAUGUUGGCAUGCAGGAAUUAGAAGUCUUGGCUGAGACUUAUGUUUCUACUUCAGAAGCUCGUUUUAGAGAUGUAUGCAAAACCUUUGAACAAGCAACUCGACUUGAAGUCAUGUUCUGGGAAAUGGGCCUUCGUCUUUGCUAA
Gilbertella persicaria is the source of this 1556-nucleotide messenger RNA. Its product is annotated as Phosphomethylpyrimidine kinase-domain-containing protein. Lineage: Eukaryota; Fungi; Mucoromycota; Mucoromycetes; Mucorales; Choanephoraceae. The record is from RefSeq and is a predicted model, not a curated record. Gene Ontology annotation, cellular component: cytosol. Gene Ontology annotation, molecular function: thiaminase activity; hydroxymethylpyrimidine kinase activity; phosphomethylpyrimidine kinase activity. Bases 24 to 1556 code for a protein of 510 amino acids. Gene Ontology annotation, biological process: thiamine biosynthetic process. The transcript is spliced from 6 exons.